Messenger RNA from Coniophora puteana RWD-64-598 SS2, 2908 nucleotides. Its product is annotated as argonaute-like protein. The transcript is spliced from 21 exons. Bases 1 to 2799 code for a protein of 932 amino acids. The record is from RefSeq and is a predicted model, not a curated record. Gene Ontology annotation, molecular function: protein binding; RNA binding. Lineage: Eukaryota; Fungi; Basidiomycota; Agaricomycetes; Boletales; Coniophoraceae.
AUGCCUCCUAAAGCAUCCGGUGGCCGCGGUCGCGGUGCGCCUAGGGGCGGGCCUCCUCCGCGCGGGGGGACACCCACUCGAGGAAGGGGCGCAGCCCAGGGCGCACCAGGCCUUCCCGCCAGCCAUGUACAAGCACUUGGCGUGAAGAGACCCGGAUAUGGUACAGCAGGUCGGAUUAUCCAUAUCUCAGCGAACUUUUACGAAGUCACGGUGCCUGAAGAGCACAUCCAUCAUUAUGAUGGUGCGUUGAUUGACUGGCCCGUCGAGGCGAUUGACGUCUUCAUCGAUCCAUCUAUCACGCCUUCUGAGGCAACGCUUCCGGAGGGUCUCAAGCGGGAUUUGAUCGAACAUCUUCAAGAAGUCGACGCUCCCCAUAUCUUCGCUCAAAAAGUCGGCUACGAUGGGAAUAAGAACAUCUUCUCGUCCCAGAGGCUGAAUUUGGGCCCCCAAGAUGCUGCCGAGUUCGAUGUGAGCUUGGGUGGUGGGGGGAGCGGAGGAUCCAGCCCACAAGAGAAUACCUCGCGGCGAAGGGCGAAAUCGUACAAGCUCAAGCUGACGAAAGUCAAUACCAUCAAUCCCGAGAUGCUACAUCGAUUAGUUGCGGGUCAACAAAGCCCCGACAACGAAGUUCAGACGGCCCUCACGGCAAUGAACGUCGUGCUCCGCAUGGACCCGAUCAAGCGGAUGGCGCAUAAUAGGAGGUCAUUCUUCACCAACCGAGAGACGCUCGACAUCGGCGGCGGCAUCGAACUAUGGCGCGGCUUUUUCCAAUCAAUCAGACCGGCCAUCGGGCGCAUAUACGUCAAUGUCGACAUAUCCACCGCGAUGAUGGCCAAGCCUGGCCCCCUGUUCAGGCUUUGUCUAGAAUUUCUCAAUGAGGGCAUGCCGCCUUCUCGUCAUCUGCGCGAGAACCAGCUCACUGCAAGCUUGCCGGAAAGAGACAGGCGAAAGCUCGAGAAGUUCAUCUUCGGUAUCGGCGUUCACAUGACUCAUUUCGACAGGCAGCAGAAGACCAAGUCUAUCAGAGGUCUCAGUAAUGUCGGCGCCUCAGGUAUUAGGUUCAAGCUGCGCGAUGGGCAGGAGAAAACGGUAGCGUCUUACUUCAGGGAGACCUAUAACACGCAGCUCCGUUAUCCGGAUGCGCUCUGUAUCAAGGCAUGUCACCUCGUCGGCCGCGAUGCAAUGGUCCCCCUGGAGCUCUGCACCAUACCUCCCGGGCAGAUCCUCAAGAAAGAAGUGCCUAGCGAGAAGAUCGAUAGGAUCCGCGAGUUCUCGACGAAGAGACCCGAAGAGCGUCUUCGAUCUAUCAACGCCGGUCUGUCGCUGCUCGCGUACGGACAGUCGGAAUACGUCCGUCACUUCGGCAUGGCCGUCAACAGCGCGGCCGGACCGGCGCAGGUUCCCGCACGCGUCCUGCCGCCUCCGCCUUUGAAGUAUGCUCCCGAGAGCAAGAUAUCCAAAGUCACACCUGCCUUUGGAGCAUGGAACAUGGCGGAUAAACGGUUCAUCAAGCCGGCUGCUAUCGAGACGUGGGCUGUCGCCAUAUAUGAGCGCCAGCAGCGCUUCAACCAGCAGACGGCGCAAACGAUGGUGAGAGACCUCAUCAAGUGCUGUCAGGAUGUUGGCAUCCAAGUCCGGGAGACCAAUCCAGUCAUAGAGUGGUUCGACGGCCAAGGUAAUAUACACAAUCAACUCCGGGGCCUUGGAGCCCAAUCUAUGACCAAGAACAAGAAGCCGCCGACACUUGUUGUCGUCAUCCUCCCCGAGAAUGGUAAUGACAUCUACAUCAAAGUUAAAAACUUUGGAGACGUCAAGGUUGGCGUAGCCACUCAAUGUAUGAAGGCUUCGAAGUGCUUCAGGGCAAAGACCCAGUACUACGCCAACGUGUGUUUGAAGAUCAACGUCAAACUCGGAGGCAUAAACACCGUGACUGAUACGCAGACGGGCACGAACCUGAUCGCAGACCCAAGGAACCCAACCAUCGUAAUGGGUGCCGAUGUCAUGCACCCCGGCCCUGGUUCGGACAGGCCCUCGUUCACGGCGAUUGUCGGGAGCGUCGACUCGAACUGCGCGAAAUACGUCGCGUCCAGCGCUGUCCAGUCAAGCCGCGUAGAGAAUAUCGAUCCCGAUGAUUUCAAAGCGAUGGCCAAGCAAGUCUUGACCAUGUACCGGGGAUAUGGAGAGGGAAUGGAAAGGAAGCCAAAGGGGCACUCUCCCGCCCGGUUGUUCUUCUACAGAGACGGUGUGUCAGAGGGACAGUUCCAGCAGGUGCUGGACUUCGAACUCCCUGCUUUGCGAGCUGCAUGCGCCGAACUCGGGAUGAAGCCGAAGAUAACCUUCAUCAUCGUGGCAAAACGCCACCAUACCAGACUUUUCCCUAACGAUCCCAGAGACGCAGAUAGGAGCGGCAACUGCCACGCCGGCACAGUCGUCGACACCACCAUUGUGCAUCCCGUUGAGUGGGACUGGUACCUCCAGAGCCACGCUGGUAUCUUGGGUACUAGCAGGUCGGCACACUACAAUGUCCUCUUUGACGAGAACAAGUCUACUGCGGACGGCCUGCAGGCAUUCUCGUACGCGCUUUGCCACGUGUAUGCACGUGCGACGAGGUCGGUCUCGAUCCCAGCCCCCGUAUAUUACGCGGAUAUCGUAUGCAGCCGUGCCAAGCACCAUUACGACCCCGCGAGAGGGCUCAACUUCUCUGAGUCGGCAUCGAAUGCGACUGCCACAUUGCAGAGGUACAAGGCGGAGUAUCAGCAGGUCCAUCAAAACAUGCAGAGGCUCAUGUACUUCUCUUGAGCUUGUUGGCGUUGUUGUUUCACCUUGCGAGCUAUGGCCAAUGCGUAAGCUCGAUGUACUUUUAGUCAAUCCACCACUUCUUCGAUAUUGAGACAGUUUUGACACUGAC